AUGCAAUCAUUCCUGCUGCUCGCCGCGCUUCCGUUCGCCUUAUGCACCCCGCUCCAGCCGCGACAAGACAGCUCGACCUCUUCCGCAGCUCAACCAACUCCCACAGUACCCUAUGCCUCCGACGACCCGAAUGACAGCUUCUGGAACCAGUUCAACCAGCCUGGGGCUGUGCCCCAACCCGAGAGGGGCAACACAGGGGGUGACAUUCUUGCACAAGAUAACGUACCGCUCGAUAUUGAGAAUCCGGAUACGCUUGCACCGCCCAGCACGGAUGAGGGGGACAUUCCUAACUCUAAGUGGCCGUUCUCGUUGUCCCACAACCGGCUUCAGGAUGGUGGCUGGGCUAGGCAACAGAACGUGAACAGUAUGCCUAUCGCGACGGCGCUUGCGGGUGUGGAUAUGCGGUUAAAGGCGGGAGCAUAUCGCGAGCUACACUGGCAUACAGCUUCAGAGUGGUCCUACGUUCUUGCUGGAAGCUGUCGCAUCACAGCAGUUGAUCAACUAGGAAGGAACUACAUUGCCGAUAUUUACCAAGGAGAUCUCUGGUACUUUCCCCCUGGUAUUCCCCAUUCGAUUCAAGGUCUGAACGACACAGCCGAUGGAUGUGAAUUCCUUCUCGUAUUCGACAACGGCGAGUUCAGCGAAGACGAUACCUUCCUCCUUACCGACUGGCUCGCCCAUGUGCCCAAAGAGGUGCUCGCCAAGAACUUCCAACUCGAUAUCAGCCUCUUCGACCACAUACCUGGAGAGGAGCUAUACAUUUUCCCUGGGGUCGUGCCUCCUCCCAUUGAUCAGGAUGCGGUGGAAGAUCCGAAUGGCCAAGUACCAGAACCAUUCUCGUAUGCAUUUUCCCAGAUACAGCCGACCGCAUAUCAAGGCGGAUCGGUUAAGAUCGCGGACUCUAGGACUUUCAAUAUCUCAACGACGAUCAUCGCUGCUGAGGUUACCGUCAACCCUGGGGCAAUGAGGGAACUGCAUUGGCAUCCAACAGAACCAGAAUGGACGUACUUCCUAGAGGGCAACGCCCGUUUGACGUCUUUCGCUGCCUCCGCCACCGCGAGAACGUUCAACUACCAGGCGGGUGAUAUUGCCUACGUGCCUCCAGCGUACGGGCACUACAUCGAGAACAUCGGUGACACCACCGUGAAGUAUCUCGAGAUCUUCAAUGCUGCUAUCUAUCAAGAUAUCAGUCUUACACAAUGGAUUUCCCUCACCCCACCGGAGAUGGUCCAAGCACACCUGCAGCUGCCACUCGAUGUCAUCCAAUCCUUUAACAAGUCCAAGGCGACGGUCGUGUACUAG
Messenger RNA from Dacryopinax primogenitus, 1302 nucleotides. RefSeq names its product oxalate oxidase. The coding region runs from base 1 to 1302 and encodes 433 amino acids. Gene Ontology annotation, biological process: oxalate metabolic process. The transcript is spliced from 10 exons. The record is from RefSeq and is a predicted model, not a curated record. Lineage: Eukaryota; Fungi; Basidiomycota; Dacrymycetes; Dacrymycetales; Dacrymycetaceae.